Adineta steineri is the source of this 426-nucleotide messenger RNA. The record is from the annotation of a GenBank genome assembly. Lineage: Eukaryota; Metazoa; Rotifera; Eurotatoria; Adinetida; Adinetidae.
AUGUACAAAAUAUUAGUUCCUGUAUGGGCUAUUACUGCAACGUUAUAUUUUAUCACAAUAAAUGGUACUAGUAUAACUGCAAGUGAUAUUGAAACAGGACAAGUUCAAUUAACUCAAGAUCAAUAUAAUGGAUUAGUUGAGUGUGAUAAAAAUGUUCUUGAAGUGUCAUAUGAUUUGAUUAUUAAACCACCAACUAAUUGCUGGACAAGUUACAAUAAAUUUAUGACAGCAAAUAUACAAAACUUCAAAGAUUGGGCAAAUAGAAAUUGUCGCAAUUACAUUGGUUGUUGGUGUUGUCCACAAGGAGAUUUAUGUGUUACAUUUAUUGUUAAAUUUGAUUUUUGGCAUUGUUUUAUAAUUCCACCACCUAUACUUGUAAAAACAAUACUUGUAUUUGAGCCAGAAUCAGAAAUUGCUGCUCAAUAA